Molecule: messenger RNA, 2374 nt
Organism: Myodes glareolus (Bank vole)
Lineage: Eukaryota; Metazoa; Chordata; Mammalia; Rodentia; Cricetidae
Gene: Znf454
Product: zinc finger protein 454
Biological process (GO): regulation of DNA-templated transcription
Source: RefSeq, a predicted model, not a curated record
GCAGCACAGUGAUUUGUGGGAAUUUGGGUCCCUGGGUCCCGGAGCAACGCGCAGGCGCAAUUCCGCUUUAGGCAGCAGGCUCCAGCUCAUUGUGUCCUGAUUGUUAUGUGGCGGCUAUGCUCUGUCGCCGCGAUGGAGGCGCCUCGAAGGGCAGCCCCGCGGUGAUCAACAACGUCCAGAGCCAAGCUACAGAGCGGUUGUCAGGUGCGCCGAUGCCUCUAGUCUGAGGAACCCCACAGUUGCUAAGUUCCUCGGCUACCUUCUCAGUGCUUGGUGGUCCUCAGAGAGCUCACCGGAGAAGAAGGAUGGCUGUCAGCCACCUCCCAGCCCUGGUCCAGGACUGGUGUCAAAGUGGGGGACGAAGUAUGCCUUCUGCACAAAACUCAACCACUAGGAGAUGCUGAAGAGAUAGAUGCCUUGCUUGUCCCUCCCUGAACACCAGCUUCCCGCAGACGAAAGGUUCCCAUGAGCUGCUGGGACAGCCAGGAUCAGUUUCCCUGCCGUAUCUCCUGGCCGGUAAGAAAGGGUUCUCUGUUUCAGGACUUGGUUACCUUCAAGGAUGUGGCUGUGCUCUUCACCCAGGAGGAGUGGGGCCGGCUGAGCUCUGCCCAGAGGGCCCUGUACCGGGACGUGAUGAUGGAGAACUACAGCAACCUGGUCUCGCUGGGACUCUCGGGAUCCAACCCAGAUGUGUUUUGUCACCUGGAGAAAGCAGACAAAUGCGUGACAGAGGAUGCUCGAGAAGGCUUUGUUCUUGGGGGGAUCACAAUGACCACGAGUAAGAGAUUUCUCAGGGCAGAUACCCCUAAAAACAAAUCGAAUCAAUGGAUAAUGAAGGAUAGAGUCAGCAGAGGGACUCACUGGGAAUGUGCUAACCUGCUAGACUGGACAUUCCGGGAUGGUCAGGAGGUCAGGUUGCAGCAAGUGGUCCUCACCCAGCAGGACACUCCAGCAAAGCUUUGUGGACAGAAAGUCCAGGCAUCCGAGAAGGGCUGCACAGGGAACUCACUACCCAUCCGAAGUCAGAGAUCUCAAGCAAACAAAAAAGUGUUUGAAUGCAGUGAGUGUGGAAAAGCCUUCUCUAAGAGUUCCACCUUUAAGACACACCAGAAAAUUCACACUGAAAAACUCAGCACAAGUCAGGAAACGCCUAUUAAAGAAAAGCGCUAUGAAUGUAGAGAAUGUGGGAAAGCCUUUCACCAGAGUACACACCUCAUCCAUCACCAAAGAAUUCACACUGGUGAGAAACCAUAUGAAUGUAAGGACUGUGGCAAGGCCUUCUCAGUGAGCUCUUCGCUUACCUACCACCAGAAAAUCCAUACUGGAGAGAAGCCUUUUGAAUGUGAUGUUUGCGGGAAAGCCUUUAUCCGGAACAUACACCUUUCCCACCACCAGAGAAUACAUACUGGAGAGAAGCCUUUCCAGUGUGACGUUUGUGACAAAGCCUUUGUUUGCAGAGCGCAUCUUACCAAACACCAGAACACCCACAGUGGGGACAAACCCUAUAAAUGUAAUGAGUGCGGGAAAGCCUUCAAUCAGAGCACAAGUUUUCUUCAGCACCAGAGAAUACACACCGGAGAGAAACCCUUUGAAUGCAAUGAGUGUGGAAAGGCUUUCAGGGUGAACUCUUCCCUCACGGAACACCAGAGAAUUCACACAGGGGAGAAACCAUAUAAGUGUAGCGAGUGUGGCAAAGCAUUCAGGGAUAACUCAUCCUUUGCGCGACAUCGGAAAAUUCACACUGGAGAGAAACCUUACAAAUGUGGCUUGUGUGAGAAAGCCUUCAGGGACCAGUCAGCCCUCGCACAGCAUCAGAGGAUUCACACGGGGGAAAAGCCUUACACGUGUCACAUCUGCGAGAAAGCCUUCAGUGACCACUCAGCCCUUACCCAGCACAAGAGAAUCCAUACACGAGAAAAGCCGUACAAGUGUAAAACCUGCGGGAAAGCUUUUGUUCGAAGCACACACCUCACUCAGCACCAGAGGAUCCACACGGGAGAGAAACCAUAUAAAUGUGGCAAAUGUGGGAAAGCCUUCAAUCAGACUGCAAACCUCAUCCAGCAUCAGAGGCAUCAUCUUGAAGAAAAGUGAUGUGAAUGCAGCUCGUAUGGAUAUGCUGUGGGAAUGACGACAUUCACUACUCAAUAUAAGAGAAUACGUAAAGAAUCGCAGUGGAGUCUUUUAAUAAGAUCGUUGUAUUUACUGGGAGCCAAGUUUCAUGAUGCCAUGGGUUUUGAGAAUGUUAAGAAUGGCAAAGUAUGUUUACUCUCUUUUUAGUACUGCCUCAGUUGGAAAGUGGUAUUUUUUUAUUGGCCUGAAUUACCAAGUAUUAGAACCAAAAUGAAACUUCAUUAAAAGUAUAAAUGUCAGUUUA